UGUACUACAGUACACAAUUAUUAUUUUGGAAUUGGCUGAGAUAUUCGUUGGGCAAUUGGGUUUGUGCCAAGUAAUUUAGUUGUGAUCACUACUAACACCAGUGUUUGUACUAAGUUUUUGAAUCAUUCAUGAGAAAAUGAGGAGAAAGGGAGCUGGGAUUGGUGCUGUCAGCAAAGAUCGUCUUCAAAAGGCUAAAUUUGAAAAGAAAGGAACUGAAAUAGCAGAUGCCCAAGUCUCACAGCUGACAACACAUUUAGAACAAUUCAAAACUCACCUGGAGAGGUUUGCCAGCAAGCACAAGAAUGAAAUCCGCAAAGAUCCGGAGUUCAGAAACCGCUUCCAGCAGAUGUGCGCACGAAGUGGAGUAGAUCCGCUGGCAUCAAGCAAGGGUUUCUGGGCAGAAAUGCUUGGUGUUGGAGACUUCUACUAUGAACUCGGUGUUCAGAUUGUCGAGGUGUGUAUGGCAACAAGAGAUAGAAAUGGCGGUCUGAUCAGCCUAGAGGAGCUCUGGCAACGACUCAAGCGUUCUAGGCGGACCAAGCACAGUCAAGAAGUCAGCAUGGAAGAUGUGUCCCGGGCGAUAAAGAAGCUGCAUGUCUUGGGCGGUGGAUUUGCCAUCAUACCGGUUGGAGGUCGUAAGCUGGUCCAGUCCGUGCCUGGUGAACUAAACAUGGACCAUACUCGGGUGCUGCAGCUAGCUGAGGACACUGGCCAUACAUAUCUCAGCCAAGUCACCUCGCAGUUGAAGUGGGAGGAGGCGCGUGCGGCCAGCAUUUUGGAUCAUCUGGUGCGUGAAGGCAUGGCAUGGGUAGAUGACCAAGCAGGCGACGAGAGGCACUACUGGUUCCCCAGCCUGUUACCCGACCUGGCGAUGGCUUCGUUGCAGAGCUUAAGGUAGCGCCUUUGCCCAUCCACCCAUGUUAUUUCCCUCGUGCCACAGUCAGCAGCUAGCUGCACCUGCCUAUGAGAGUGUGCAUUGCAGCAUGGCUCCGCUCUCUUCUGCCAGAACUGGAAGCACUCCAGCGACAGUAGCAACCGCGACUGCUUGUACAUUGUUCUGUACAUAGUUGACCUAGAUUAUUUGACCUCCACAGGCACGACUGGAGGCUUUCAGUUUUCAUUCAAGACAAUAACGCCCCUUGCUCUGGGCAAAUUACAGCCCUCAUGAAAACACUCAAUACUUCAAGUACAGACUACAUGAAAAAAACCCAGCCUGCUUAGAAGUAGAUGUACCGGUAGGUCUUCACAAAAGGUUUCUUUCAUCAUCUCCAACUAACUCUUACUUGUGGGGUUUUGAAACGCAGUGCCACUACGAUUAUUUUGUAUUUUACUUUUACUCCAAAACCACACUCAUAAUAAUUCAUCUGAUUAAUAGCAUAUGACUAGUGCCAUUUUAAGGUUCCUUCCUUUUAAAAGUUCAAGAAUGCCAAGGUGUUUUCCUCGCACAGUGCACGGUCUAGUGAACACUUGUACCAAGA
This is a messenger RNA of Sycon ciliatum, 1478 nucleotides long. Its product is annotated as vacuolar-sorting protein SNF8-like. NCBI's taxonomy places the organism in Eukaryota, Metazoa, Porifera, Calcarea, Leucosolenida, Sycettidae. The coding region runs from base 137 to 898 and encodes 253 amino acids. Gene Ontology annotation, cellular component: ESCRT II complex. The transcript has 9 exons. The record is from RefSeq and is a predicted model, not a curated record. Gene Ontology annotation, biological process: protein transport to vacuole involved in ubiquitin-dependent protein catabolic process via the multivesicular body sorting pathway.